CGGACGUAUUCUUUUAUUAUACCACUGCCACCUGAUACAUUUUAUCAGAAGUGGUCACGAGAACCGAAUUUUUUUAAUAAAAAAAAAAGCGUUUGAGAAUAUAAGUUUAAAUAAAAAGCAAACAACGAAAAUGCAGAAGGACAACGAAGUAAUCAACGCCGAGAGGUACUCACUGCUGCAACUAAAAGCCUGGUGCACAGCAGUCGGUAUAAACGCAAGUGGCGCUAAGGCUUCGCUAGCUGCAAGGCUCAGUGAGUUGUCAGCGGAGGCACGCGGAAUGUGCCCAGGUGAAGGUGCUCCGGGCAACGAUGGAGCGAAAGGACGAAGUGGUCACACGCAGAAAAACAACGUCGAGGAUAAUGGCGCGCGCAAUAUUGGGAAUUGCGGCGAGGACAAUAUAAUGCGCAAUAAUGCAAAUAACGGCGAAGACAACGGUGCGUACAAUGUACAGAACAAUGGUGAGGGCAAUGGUGUGCGAAAUGUUCGAGAUGACGGCGAGGACAACGGAACGAAUAACGGUGAGAACAACGAGGCUAGCAGCAGGGCAAACAUAGACGACGGCGAGAACAACAACAUACAAAGGCGUACAAGAAGUGAGGCUAGAAACCGAGGUAGCAACGAUGAGGAUGUAGUGUACGUGCGAAACAACAUAGCGCGCGUGCACAGCGGUACUUUUGGGAACCGUAUACAAAACGCCGGUGACAUGAAUAACGGCGAAGCAAUGCGACAUUCAAACGACCGUGAUAAUGGCAACGUCGAAGUAGCGGCACUCAAACUCGAGCUCUUGAGAAAAGAAAUAGAAUUCCUCAAGCUUCAGAAGACGCUUCUAGAAAAAGAAAAUUCAAUGGCAAGUACAAGCAAAGGGAAAAGCGACGAUAUACCCUUCGAAACCCUUAAGGAAAUAAUUCCAAUUUAUGACGGCGGAGACGGUUUCAACGUUUGGUACAACCAAAUAUUGCGCUAUCGCGAAAUGUUUAAAAUUAGCGAUACCAUGUUGGGCGUCACUGUCCAUCUUAAAUUGAAAGGUGCUGCCCUGGCAUGGUACAACGCAAAAACAACGUUCCCUAAAAGUGUAGACGAAUUGCUUGGUGAAAUGAAAGCCGUUUUUGCGUCCGGAGAUAACAAACUCGAACGCCGGCGCAAGUUCGAGAAACGAUGCUGGGUACCGGAAGAAAGUUUUGCCAACUACUUUAACGAGAAAUGCAUACUAGGCAACGAUCUUAACCUAAGCGACGAAGAGUUAGCCGACUACCUGAUAGAAGGAAUACCCGAUAGACAGCUGCAAAACCAAGCGAGGUUACAAAACUUCACAUCAGCCAACGAAAUUGUUAAAGCUUUUCGCUCGAUUACGCUUCCGGAACGCCCGACGGAAAGACCACGUACCAGCCAACGGAUGAGAUGCUACAAUUGUAACUGCUCCGGCCACUACGCCAAAGAAUGCAGAAAGGCAAAACGUGAACCAGGAUCCUGCUUCGCUUGUGGAGCAAAAGGCCACUACGCUUCGGACUGCAAGGAGUACAAGAAAACAAAAAAUAAUUUCAAUGUUUAGUGGACUCGGGCAGUCCAGUUAGUUUGAUAAAAGAAGUUGUGGUACCAGCAGGAGUGCAGUUAGAACGAGUUACAGAAUCAUACCAUGGGUUGAAUAAAUCAGUUUUAAAUAUCCUCGGGAAAUUCAAAUGUACAAUCAAAGUUCUGAAUAAAGAUGUUUUAAUCGAACUCUUGGUGGUUCCAAAUGAAUGUAUUGGCUACUCAGUGUUGUUAGGUAGAGAUUUUAUAGA
This is a messenger RNA of Rhagoletis pomonella (apple maggot), 1778 nucleotides long. RefSeq lists its product as uncharacterized. The record is from RefSeq and is a predicted model, not a curated record. Lineage: Eukaryota; Metazoa; Arthropoda; Insecta; Diptera; Tephritidae. Gene Ontology annotation, molecular function: zinc ion binding; nucleic acid binding.